ACAGUAUGCCUUCUUUCCUGUUUCUGGAAGCCAUCUGCAUUUUCCUGUGUUCCAGAGUGUCUCCAUCCCUCUCUCUUCAGGAAGUCCAUGUGAGCAGGGAAACCAUUGGGAAGAUAGCAGUGGCCAGCAAAUUGAUGUGGUGCUCGGCAGCAGUGGACAUCCUGUUUCUGUUAGAUGGCUCUCACAGCAUUGGGAAAGGAGGAUUUGAGAGGUCUAAACACUUUGCCAUCACUGUUUGUGACGCUCUGGACAUCAACCCUGAGAGGGUCAGAGUGGGAGCCUUGCAGUUCGGGUCCAUGCCUCAUCUGGAAUUCCCCUUGGACUCCUUUUCAACCCGACAGGACGUGAAAGCAAAAAUCAAGAGGAUAGUUUUCAAAGGAGGACGCACAGAGACAGGUCUUGCUCUGAAACACCUUUUGCACAGAGGAUUCCCUGGGGGCAGAAAUGGUUCUGUACCCCAGUUCCUCAUCAUAGUCACUGACGGCAAGUCCCAGGGGUCUGUGGCACUGCCAGCCAAGCAGCUGAAGGAAAGGGACGUCACUGUGUUUGCCGUGGGGGUCCGGUUUCCCAGGUGGGAGGAGCUACUCGAGCUGGCCAGUGAGCCAAAGGAGCAACAUGUGCUGUUGGCUGAGCAAGUGGAGGAUGCUACCAACGGCCUCCUCAGCACGCUCAGCAGCUCAGCGCUCUGCACCACUGCUGAUCCAGACUGCAGAGUGGAAGCUCACCCCUGUGAGCGAAAGACGCUGGAGACCAUUAGGGAGCUGGCUGGCAAUGCCCUGUGCUGGAGGGGAUCAAGGCAGGCUGAUGCCGUGAUGGCUUUGCGCUGUCCCUUCUACAGCUGGAAGAGAGUGUUCCUAAGCCACCCUGCCACCUGCUACAGGACCACCUGCCCAGGCCCCUGUGACUCUCAGCCCUGCCAGAAUGGAGGCACAUGUGUUCCCGAAGGAGUGGACAAAUACCAUUGCCUCUGCCCGCUGGCCUUCGGAGGGGAGGUCAACUGUGCACCAAAGUUGAGCCUGGAAUGCAGAAUCGAUGUCCUCUUCCUGCUGGACAGCUCUGCGGGCACCACUCUGGAGGGUUUCCUGAGGACCAAGGCCUUUGUGAAACGCUUUGUACAGGCUGUGCUGAGUGAGGACUCUCGGGCCCGUGUCGGGGUGGCCAGUUACAGCAGAGAGCUGGUGGUGGCUGUGCCUGUUGGGGAGUACCAAGACGUGCCAGAUCUGGUCAGGAUCCUGGACAACAUUCCUUUCAGUGGUGGUCUGACCCUGACAGGUAGUGCCUUGCGACAGGUGGCAGAGCAUGGCUUUGGCAGUGCUACCAGGACAGGACAGGACCGGCCUCGCAGAGUGGUGGUCCUGAUCACUGAGUCGCACUCCCAGGAUGAGGUGGCUGGGCCGGCACGUCAUGCAAGGGCCCGGGAGCUGUUCCUUCUGGGUGUGGGCAGCGAGGCUGUGCAGGCAGAACUGGAGGAGAUCACAGGCAACCCAAAGCAUGUGAUGGUCUACACAGACCCUCAGGACCUGUUCAACCAAAUCUUGGAGCUGCAGAGGAGGCUGUGUAGUUGGUCACGGCCAGGAUGCCAGGUACAGUCACUGGACCUAGUCUUCCUUUUGGAUGCCUCAGCCUCAGUGGGACCAGAGAAUUUUGCUCAGAUGCAGAGCUUUGUGAGGAGCUGCACCCUCCAGUUUGACGUGAACCCUGACGUGACACAGGUGGGCCUGGUGGUGUAUGGCAGCCAGGUGCAGACAGCUUUCGGGCUGGAGACCCAUCCCACCCGUGCUGCUGUGCUCCGGGCUAUGAGCCAGGCCCCUUACCUAGGGGGCGUGGGCUCUGCUGGCACAGCCUUGCUGCACAUCGAUGACAAGGUGAUGACUAUCCAGAAGGGUGCCCGCCCUGGUGUCCCCAAGGCUGUGGUGAUGCUCACAGGUGGGAGUGGGGCAGAGGAUGCAGCUGUCCCUGCCCAGAAGCUGAGAAGCAAUGGCAUCUCCGUCUUGGUUGUGAGCGUGGGGGCUGUCCUCAGGGAGGCAGUGCGGAGGCUUGCUGGUCCCCGGGACUCCCUGAUACAUGUGGCAGCUUACACCGACCUGAGGUACCACCAGGAUGUGCUCAUCCAGUGGCUAUGUGGAGAAGCCAAGCGGCCAGUCAACCUCUGCAAACCCAACCCGUGCAUGAAUGAAGGCACCUGUGUCCUGCAAAAUGGAAGUUACCACUGCGAGUGCUGGGGUGGCUGGGAGGGCCCCCACUGCGAGAACCGGGUUUUGAGAGGAGAUGCCCUCAAGGCACACAGCUUCCACCAAGAGCCUGAAGGACAGCAACCAACCCCUUCCCAGCAAGCAUCUGGGCAUCUCAGAAUCUGAAAGGAAGCUGACCUUGGCAUAGCAUAUUUCCUGGAACAUCUGCUUCCAGCUCUGUGCAGAGCCUUCCUGCCCACAAACCUCUACCACCGAGGAGGAUAUUGCAGCUGCUGCUGCCUCAGACAGUAGUAGCAGCUGGAAUCACUCAUGAAUGGUGAUGUUGAAAACUCCUAAUGUGUCAGUAUUUAACUUCCUGUACCUGGUUCUAACUUGUUGAGGUAAGCUGUCUGCCACUUCUGAGGAUAAGCAAGAGGUCAGGGAGACAUCAGGGAAUUGUUGGAGGGUCAC
Nannospalax galili (Upper Galilee mountains blind mole rat) is the source of this 2642-nucleotide messenger RNA. It is a transcript of the gene Vwa2, whose product is annotated as von Willebrand factor A domain containing 2. The record is from RefSeq and is a predicted model, not a curated record. The transcript has 13 exons. Gene Ontology annotation, cellular component: basement membrane. Lineage: Eukaryota; Metazoa; Chordata; Mammalia; Rodentia; Spalacidae. Gene Ontology annotation, molecular function: calcium ion binding. Gene Ontology annotation, biological process: calcium-independent cell-matrix adhesion. Bases 6 to 2357 code for a protein of 783 amino acids.